Knipowitschia caucasica is the source of this 1389-nucleotide messenger RNA. NCBI's taxonomy places the organism in Eukaryota, Metazoa, Chordata, Actinopteri, Gobiiformes, Gobiidae. The record is from the annotation of a GenBank genome assembly.
AUGGAUAGGAAAAAGAACAAGAUGAGGGGGAAUAAACCUCCUCAAACUCUACAAGAGGAUGCUAUUUUCAAGGGUCUGGAUCCUGCGGUUCAGGAGUUCUUGAAUUGGAAGAUCAAGAAAAUGAACGAAGUUAUGAAUCACAAAUCCAAAAGCUUCCAAGAAAUCAUAGAAAACAAACUGAUGGAGAUCCAGACGCUGAAGGCGACACUGGCGAAGUUAAAGAGCAAUCAGGAGCAGGCGGCGAAGCCCAGUCUCGAGCUCAAAGCUCUCAAAACUGAACUGCUGCGACACAAGUCCAGGAAAGAGACGCUGCAGAAGGAAAGUGCCGAAGCCAGCGCUCUCGUCAAGAAGCACAAGAAAGACUGCGAGAAAUCAGACAAGAAAGUCUUGGAGCUGAAGGCCAUGUACGCGGAACAGAAGGACAAGUACGAGAAACAGCUGUCAGAACAGGCCAACGCUCAGGCCAAGAGAGUGGACGAACUUAAGAAACUGAACAAGGGAUUGAAAGAGGACCUGAGCCUUCAGAGCAGAGACUGGGAGAAGAAGAAAAACAGUUUGUAUGCGGCUGUAACUGAAAAAAAUAGAAAGAUCGCUGAACUGUCGGCUCAGCUUAAAGAGUAUCAGGAUAAGACGAGAAAGUUUGAUGACAACACCAAAAAGAGAGACUCGAUUCUAGACGCGAUGGAGUGUUUGUACAACAUAGACGUGGAAGACUUGCGCAAAGACAACUACAACUUAAACGAGGAGGUGAACUCUCUCUCUGUCGACAUCGCGGAAAGAGAGAAAGAGAUCGCGAAGUUGAAAGAUGAGAAAAGAUCCAUGCACAAAACCCUGCGCGAGAAAGACCACGAGCUCUUUCUGCGCGACAAGGAAAGUAAGCUGACAAGCAAGGUUCUGAACACAGAGGAAACCAAAGGCGUCAUGCUGGAAACCAAGCGCAAAAACGACAUUAGUAUAAUCCAGAAUCUGCAAAGUGAGAAAAGCAAACUGGAGGAGCAGCUGAAGAAGACUAAAGCUGAGCUGCAGGCGACACGGCAGCAGUACAACGGCGCCAGCUACAAGAUCAGAAGUCUCAGACAUCAAGUCAAAUCGUGCAAACCGACGAUCGCAGAAGAGAAAGACCGCUUUGUGCUCUUGGAGAAGAAGUUAGGUGCGGUUAUGGGGAGUUUGAGCGGUUGUAAAGACAGAACCAUGAACCAUUACCGCGCAGAGACCGAGAGAAACAACGCCAUCAUGAGUAAUAGACUGGCCAUGGUGGAAAAGUCCAGGGAUCAACUGGUUCCCAUCGUGAACGCGCAGAGGAUGGAGAUUCUAAAGACCAAGAAGAAGGAGCCCAAACCAGUCAAGACCCCAGUGACCAAGAAAGUCACCAAAAAGAAGCAAUCUUAA